UCCUAUUUACUGAAAGCAUUUGAAGCAGGUUCGCACCGAUACUGGCUGCAGCUUUUUGCGCUCACAGUAAACGCGCUGCACAGACGGUCAGCACAAAAACUUUUAGGUCAGGAUGAGCUGACACCAAGAACUGUGAACAGAUUUGGUCGUUGUUGACCUGAAGUGAGCGUGAAUGACUUUUUCUCCAUAUUGUUUUUAAAAUAUUAUUUUUAAUUUGCCUGCUGUCUUUUUAACUUAGCGCAUAUAUAAGCUUAGUAAACAUGAAGUUUAACGGGUAUCUAAAGCUCCGGAUCGGCGAGGCGGUGGAUCUGAAACCGACUACCUUCUCCCUCCGCCACUCUGUCAUCUUCAACAAGGCUCCUCCAGCCAUGGACCCCUACAUUGUGGUGAAGGUGGACGACUACAAAAUUGGGCAGACUCACACCAAGCAGAAAACCAACAUGCCCACGUACAACGAGGAGUUCUGCCUCAACGUGAACGACGGCAAACAGAUCGAGCUGGCUGUUUUCCACGACACUCCAAUCGGAUAUGAUGACUUUGUGGCCAACUGCACCAUUCAGUUCGAGGACCUCAUCGAAACUUCCAACACAGGGGAGACUUUUGAGGGAUGGAUGGACUUGGAACCAGAGGGCAAGGUGUAUGUUCACAUCACACUCACCGGAUCUUUUGUAGAUGAUGAGGCCGUAGUGAAGAAUUUCAAGCAGUUUACAAGGAAGCGGCAGGGAGCCGUGAGGCGAAGGAUACACCAGGUUAAUGGGCACAAGUUUAUGUCCACUUUCCUCCGUCAGCCCACCUUCUGUUUUCACUGCAAAGAGUUCAUCUGGGGUGUUUUUGGAAAGCAGGGUUACCAGUGUCAAGUGUGUACCUGUGUGGUGCACAAACGAUGCCACCAGCAGGUCGUCACUGUCUGUCCACGCAUGAAGAAAACAGCAAAAGAACAGGUAACGACACAUUAAUACACUCUAAUCAGCAUGUUUACUUCUAAAUAGUUGUUCUCUUUACAGAUUUUUAUUUUUUUUUUGUUUAAAUACAGAAUGUCAAAAAAAAGCACCCUCCCCCUCCUACACACACAUUCACACACGCAUCUGAUUAACACCUGCAGUGAUCAGUAGGCUGUUUCCUGUUUCUAUAUUCUGUCUAGACUGGUCACUGAGGCAGAACACUGUACUGCACUAUUAUUUUCCACAUAUGAACACUAUAAAUUUUUAUGCUUCUAUAAAUACAUCCAUGACAGUUUUAGCAGUUUGAACGCAACUAUGUAGCUUAGUUUUGUUAUAUUUUGCUGAAUAUUACAAGUUUCUCUUCCCUAAAAUCUGACAGGAUAAUAAAAAUUUAUACGCUAAGCAUGUUUAUUUUUAAUACACCAUUUACAAAUUUUGUAAAUAUAGUAUAAUCAUCAUUAUAUAAUUCCUUUAGACUUAUUGUCUCUUUUAUGCUAUGUUCCUUUAAAAGUCU
Messenger RNA from Haplochromis burtoni (Burton's mouthbrooder), 1455 nucleotides. Its product is annotated as protein kinase C eta type. Gene Ontology annotation, molecular function: protein serine/threonine kinase activity; ATP binding. Gene Ontology annotation, biological process: protein phosphorylation. Lineage: Eukaryota; Metazoa; Chordata; Actinopteri; Cichliformes; Cichlidae. The record is from RefSeq and is a predicted model, not a curated record. The transcript is spliced from 5 exons. Bases 261 to 956 code for a protein of 231 amino acids.